Andrographis paniculata is the source of this 1827-nucleotide messenger RNA. RefSeq names its product cell number regulator 13-like. The record is from RefSeq and is a predicted model, not a curated record. Gene Ontology annotation, biological process: cell surface receptor signaling pathway. The transcript is spliced from 8 exons. NCBI's taxonomy places the organism in Eukaryota, Viridiplantae, Streptophyta, Magnoliopsida, Lamiales, Acanthaceae. Bases 413 to 1621 code for a protein of 402 amino acids.
UAAUUGGAGCGUGCCAGUCAGUGGCAAGACAAGCCAGCCAGCCGCAGCCGCCAUCGCCGUAUCGGCUCGGCUCGCCGAAGCCGCGAGGGUACGGAAAUAGCGACAGCGCAUCACUGCACCCACCCUCCAUCAUCACCAUCACCUACUUCAAUUGCUGCAAUGUCAUUCUGCAUUUAUUCUACUUACAGUUUCCAUUGCAAUCUUCUGCUCUGCUCUGCGUCGGCAAAUCCCCACACAACACCAGAAUCACGACUUCGAAGCUCGUUUUGAUCUUACCCUCCCUGGAUCGGCAAUGCCAAACCUAGCUCAACAACAGCUGCGCACAAUUUGGUCCUUCCAGAAAAAUGUAGGGGGUUUCGUCAGUGGUAUCUGCUGAAUUUUGGAGUUAGGGCUUGAGGAUAGAAUUCUGAGAAUGUCUCAUUUUGGGGAAAUAGCGAAUGUAGCGCAACUGGCAGGGCUCGACGCCGUGAGGCUGAUCGGAAUGAUCGCAAAGGCGGCGACCACAGCCAGGAUGCACAAGAAGAACUGCCGGCAGUUCGCGCAGCACCUGAAGCUGAUCGGCAAUUUGUUGGAGUCACUCAAGGUUUCCGAGCUCAGAAAGUAUUCCGAGACUCGGGAGCCAUUGGAGCAGCUCGAGGAUGCGUUGAGAAGAUCUUACAUUUUAGUAAACAGCUGCCAGGACCGCAGCUAUCUCUACCUCCUUGCAAUGGGAUGGAACAUUGUUUACCAGUUCCGGCAGGCGCAGAUCGAGAUCGAUCGGUAUUUGAAGAUCAUCCCGCUGAUUACACUCGUUAACAAUACUCGGAUUCGGGAACGGCUGGAGAUGAUCGAAAGGGACCAGCGCGAGUACACAAUGGACGAUGAGGACAGGAGGGUGCAAGAUGUGAUCCUCAGGCGUGAACACUCGCAGCACGACACCAUUGUUUUGAAGAAAAGCCUUUCUUGUUCAUACCCGAACAUGCCGAUUAAAGAAGCCAUACAAAAGGAGAGCGAGAAGCUUCAAUUGGAACUGCAACAUUCACAAGCUAAUCUAGAUGUCGGCCAGUGUGAAGUAAUUCAGCAUCUGCUUGAGGUCACGCACGCCGUCAACUCAAAUUCUUCCCCGGACAAAACCUCGCCCGUCAAAGAAUCAAAGGUUAAGCACUUUUAUGUCGACCCCAGCCAUGAUAAAUCGUACAGUGAUAGAAACUACACUAAGGGCAGCAAUAAACGGGAAGCUUCAGGGCGUGAAUUGCCAUUGUCGAAAGCUUCACAGGAAGAAUGGCAUUCAGAUUUACUUGGCUGCUGCUCCGAAUCUCUUCUUUGUGUAAAGACACUAUUUUUCCCUUGCGGCACAUUUUCGAGAGUUGCUUCUGUGGCAACUAACAAACAAAUCUCGCCGGGAGACGCCUGCAAUGAUUUGAUGGCGUACUCGUUAAUAUUGUCCUGCUGCUGCUAUACUUGUUGCAUCAGAAGGAAACUUCGGACGAUGCUAAACAUCCGGGGCGGCGCAAUCGACGACUUUCUCUCCCACCUAAUGUGCUGCUGCUGUGCUCUUGUCCAAGAAUGGCGAGAAAUCGAGAUUCGCCAAGCUGAAGGUUCGAGAACCAGUCCGCCGACUGUACAGUGUAUAGAAUACUAAGGUGUUUAGGUCGCUGGUUGCCCCGGAAAUGAGUUUCUUGUGCAUUGCGAUGUGCUGGUCGAGGUCACUGGUGGCUGUUUUCGAUUCCAGGUACUAUUAUGUUCUUGCUUGAGUUCAUCUUUUCUGUACAGUAAAUUGAUUUAGGCAGAAAAAUAGCCAACAGAUGUUUAUAGCUCGAAACAUAUUCUGCAUUCUCUCUUGAGAUU